AUGGUCUCACCAAUACUAGUUGUCACGCCUCUGGAGCGUCAUUUUACAUGCCUUGUGAAUGAUCCCGCGUGCCUGCCGGUCACUCGUCAGAGUCUACCUGGCAAUGGACCUCCCUACACCACCGUCUAUCCCAUUGUUGUGGAGACCUUCGGCCCCAACGGCGUGGAGGACCACACCUACCUCGUCACCCAAGUAUGUCCGACUUGGCCCUGCAUGCCCGCCACGGGUUUGCCCCCGGGCUUCUCUGCCUCUGUCGCUACAUGCACUGCCUGCGGCCCUUCGCCCGUCACGGCCACUCUUACCGUUCCCUGUGAGGGCACUCCAGCUGUCUCCAUCACGACUUACGAGCGCGUCUACGACUACUUCUGCGAGACUGGCCUUGGCCCGAGCACCUAUGUCGUCACGCAGACCUGCCCGAACCAAGGGCCUUGCUCCGUCCCUGCGUCCACUAUCGUCCCGCCCAACUUUACUGCUGUCCAGUCGGUUUGCAAUGCUGGCUGCGGUCCAACCCCCAUCACUGCUACGCUCACGGUCCCUAUAACGCCGGUGGCAGUCGCGACGGGUACCGGUAUUUGCCCUGGGUGCGCUGCUCCUACAGCCACGUCCCCCGUCAUGGCCGGUGCGCCAAAGUCUCAGCAAAACUCGAACCUCGUUGGUCUGGUCGCUGGCCUACUGAGCCUCCCUCUUCUGGUUGCCGGCCUGCUGUGA
This is a messenger RNA of Thyridium curvatum, 708 nucleotides long. RefSeq lists its product as uncharacterized. NCBI's taxonomy places the organism in Eukaryota, Fungi, Ascomycota, Sordariomycetes, Thyridiales, Thyridiaceae. The record is from RefSeq and is a predicted model, not a curated record. Bases 1 to 708 code for a protein of 235 amino acids. The transcript has 2 exons.